Molecule: messenger RNA, 1392 nt
Organism: Tetrahymena thermophila SB210
Lineage: Eukaryota; Ciliophora; Oligohymenophorea; Hymenostomatida; Tetrahymenidae
Product: guanine deaminase
Exons: 1
Biological process (GO): guanine catabolic process
Cellular component (GO): cytosol
Molecular function (GO): guanine deaminase activity; zinc ion binding
Source: RefSeq, a predicted model, not a curated record
AUGAUAGGGUUUAGAGCUAGUAUAAUAUAUUUUAAAGAGGAUCCAUAUUUCUUAGAAGUUUAGGAAGAUAGUAUUUAUUAUUAUUAGGAUGGUAUGCUUAUUGUAGAUAAGGAGAGCGGAUUAGUUGUUUAAUGUGGGUAAUACAAUGAGCUGGUUGAAGAGUAUCCUGAUAUAGAUAUUGAUGAACAGUUUAAAGGUCAACUUAUUAUGCCAGGAUUUAUUGACUGUCAUACUCACUAUCCUCAGACAGAAAUGAUUUGUACUUUUUCUACAGAUUUAUUUUCUUGGUUGAACACAUACACAUUUCCUACAGAAGAUUAAUUCAAAGACUUAUCAUAUGCAAGGAAAAUUAGCUAAUUCUACUUAAACCAGUUAUUGAAAAAUGGAACCACAACAGCUUUAGUGAUGGCAACUAUCCAUCCUGAGUCUGUUUAAGCCCUUUUUGAAGAGGCUACAAAGCUAAAUAUGAGGAUAAUAACUGGCAAAACUUUAAUGGAUAGGAAUGCUCCAGAGUUUCUUUGCGACACUCCAGAAUCAGCCUAUUCUGAUUCUCUUAACCUUAUAGAAAAAUACCACAAUAAAGGGAGAUGCUUGUAUUCAAUAACUCCAAGGUUCUCACCUACAUCAACGAGGGAGUAGCUUCAAGCUGCUGGAAAGCUAAAGCUGAGAUACCCUGAUGUUUAUAUGCAUACUCAUUUAAGCGAAAGUAUAGAAUAAGUAGAGUUUGCUUAGUCUUUGUAUCCUGAAAAUCAAUCAGAUAUUUAAAUCUUUGAGUAGUCAAAUUUAGUUGAUAAGAAAUCAGUGUUUGCUCAUUGCGUAAUGUGCCCAAAAAGUGAAUCAGAUUAAUUAAGCAGACUUUAAUGUGGGGUUGCUUUCUGUCCUACUAGCAAUUUUUGUUAUGGAGCUGGUAUAUUUCCAUAUCACGAAUUCGUCUAAAAAAAUGUAAAUUUUGGGAUUGGCUCAGACGUAGGAGGCACUACUGAUUUCAGUUUACUUAAGACCUUGUAAGAUGCAUAUAAGGUAGUAAUGAUUAGUUAGAAAGAUACAAAAAACAGAAAACCAAUGUCAUCUUUUGAAGGGUUUUACAGGGCUACACUUGGAGGAUGCAAGGCUCUUCACUUAGAGGAUAAGCUUGGAAAAUUUGAGCCAGGAUAUGAGGCUGACUUUGUAGUGUUAGACUGGUUUACAAAUGACAUAUAAAAACUAAGACAUGAAACUAUUGAAAAGAGAUCUGGAAAAGCCUAAAGGCAUUUGAACAGCUGUAAAUCUGAUUCCUAAAGUGAUAAAUUCAUGCUAGCAUAAAGAUUAUUUGGAAUUAUGAUGAUGGGCGAUUAGCACAGCAUCAAAGCAACCUAUAUUUCUGGAAAGUAAUGUUAUCUAAGAAAAAACUGA